CAUAUCAGCAUAAAACUCCAUUCACAUCUCUCUAGUUCUUGGAGAUUUAUUUGUGGAAUUUUUGAAGCUUGAGGAAGAAAUCAGGAAGGUUUCUUGUGUCCGUGUGAUCAAAGAUUGUUAUGGAAGGUGGUGGUGGGUUGUUUGAGAAUGAUUUGAAUCUCAAGGCGACUGAGCUUCGAUUGGGGCUGCCGGGAACUGAACAGAGCGAGCAAGAAGCUCCUUCUAUUGCCAAAACAAACAAACGGGUGUUGCCCGGGGAGUGUGAGCAGAAAGGCACAUCUAGUGUUGGACGAAAUGACUCAGAGACCGCACCUCCUGCUAAAACACAAAUAGUGGGGUGGCCGCCAAUCAGGUCCUACAGGAAGAACAGUCUCCAAGCAAAGAAGGAGGAUGAGGCAUCUGGGAUUUAUGUGAAAGUUAGCGUGGAUGGAGCUCCAUAUCUUAGAAAGAUUGACUUGAAGCUUUACGAGGGGUACCAAGAGCUUCUAAAGGCCUUGGAGAACAUGUUCAAGCUCACCAUUGGUGACUACUCGGAGAGGGAAGGCUACAAAGGAUCAGAAUAUGCACCUACCUAUGAAGACAAAGAUGGUGACUGGAUGCUUGUUGGGGAUGUGCCUUGGGAAAUGUUCAUAUCAUCCUGUAAGAGAUUGAGAAUCAUGAAAGGAUCAGAAGCUAGAGGCCUUGGCUGUGGAGUAUGAGAAACCCCCACAAGUACUGCCAGCCACAUCUAGCAACCCAGAAAAAGAUUUUUCCUAUCAGGAGAAAAUCGUUCGGUUGGGUUCUCGAAGAAGGUAUUUGGGUCAUCAGUCUCCUCUCAUCCAUAGUUUACUGUAUUUGCUGGGAAAGUUCAUCCAAACAGAGAAAAAUAGAAGAAAAUCCAAGAGAUGUCCCCUUUUUUCUUUCACUACAGUUUGGCAGUGACCGUGUCCCACAUGUUAAAUCAUCGAUGUCUUGUUUUCUCAUGAUAUUCAACCAUAACUCCCUUGGAAUACUUGGUGUUGAUUUGUGUAAAUGGAGAGAACAGGUUAAUGUGACAUUAUUGUCCAAGUUUUGGUUAUGUAUGUUUAAUACAAAGAAAAAUUGAUACAGUAUUCAAUCUAAGUAUUUGUGUAUGAUUCUUUGAUAUUCAAGUUGUGAUUUGUGUACCUAAAUUGUUUUGAAUUACAUAUAUUGAAGGUUGGUCUGA
Messenger RNA from Tripterygium wilfordii, 1186 nucleotides. Its product is annotated as auxin-responsive protein IAA4. The record is from RefSeq and is a predicted model, not a curated record. The transcript has 3 exons. Gene Ontology annotation, molecular function: protein binding. NCBI's taxonomy places the organism in Eukaryota, Viridiplantae, Streptophyta, Magnoliopsida, Celastrales, Celastraceae. Bases 120 to 698 code for a protein of 192 amino acids. Gene Ontology annotation, biological process: regulation of DNA-templated transcription. Gene Ontology annotation, cellular component: nucleus.